Helicoverpa armigera (cotton bollworm) is the source of this 2479-nucleotide messenger RNA. RefSeq names its product protein PFC0760c-like. The record is from RefSeq and is a predicted model, not a curated record. Gene Ontology annotation, cellular component: nucleolus; nucleoplasm; cytoplasm. Gene Ontology annotation, molecular function: RNA binding; histone binding; chromatin binding. NCBI's taxonomy places the organism in Eukaryota, Metazoa, Arthropoda, Insecta, Lepidoptera, Noctuidae. The coding region runs from base 194 to 1429 and encodes 411 amino acids. Gene Ontology annotation, biological process: chromatin remodeling. The transcript has 2 exons.
AACGUUUCUAAUGUUAUAUCUGUUUAAGGUCGAGGGGUUUUGUUUAAUGUUAAAAAUAUCUAAAGUAUUAUGAUACCAAAAAAUAUUACGUGCAUGACAUCAUUCUUGAUAUAUCUCUCUAUGAAACAGUGUUACUACUUUACGCCUAAAAUGCUGGAUGUUUGAGCUAUGUCAUUUUGCAUGACAGUUACUAAUGCCUGCAGGUGAAGAUAGCCACCGACAUAAUAAAGCUAAUAUUAAAUCGAAGGCCAAUGCAGAUGGUGAUAAAAAAUCAUCGGGGUUCACAAAAGGUGAUAAUGUAGACGCAUUAAAGAGAAAUACCCCGAAAAAUGUGAAGCCUGCGCAAGUGAAAACUAUGGGAGCUUCGAAAAUAAGAUUUCCAGGAACUGUCGAUAAGAAACGUCGACAGCAGAGCGAAGUGAGUUCCAAGGAGGAUGAUGAUGAUGAUGAUGAUGAUGACGGUGACGUCGAUGAUGAUGAUGACGAUGACGACGACGAUGAUGAUGAUGAUGACGAUGAUGAUGACGACGAUGAUGAUGACGACGACGACGACGAUGAUGAUGAUGACGACGACGACGAUGAAGAUGAUGAUGACGAAGCGGACAACGCAAAAUUAGCGGCAAUCAAAAGUAUACUAAAAUUUAAAAACCCGAGUGAAGAUGCUACUUGGAAGAAAGUUGGUAAACUAAAAAUUCGUUACCCUGGUAAAAAUCCUAGCAAACGUUCGGUUGAGGUUGACGACGAUGACGAUGACAAUGACGAUGACAAUGACGAUGAUGAUGACGAUGAUGACGACGAUGACGACGACGAUGAUGAUGAUGACGACGACGAUGAUGAUGAUGAUGACGACGACGACGAUGAUGAUGACGAUGAUGACGACGAUGACGACGACGAUGAUGAUGAUGAUGAUGAUGAUGACGAUGAUGAUGAUGAUGAUGAUGAUGACGAUGAUGAUGACGACGAUGAUGAUGAUGAUGAAGAAGAAAUCAAAUCUCGGGCUCGCUCUAAAAUAGGUAAAGUCAGUCGUCUCAAGCAAGUUGAUGACGACGACGACGAUGAUGAUGAUGAUGAUGAUGAUGAUGAUGAUGAUGAUGAUGAUGAUGAUGAUGAUAGCGAUGAAGAUAGUAUAUUCGGUAGAAUAAAACGAAUGUUUUCAGGCGAUCGCUGUUUCUACAUUGGAUUGGGGGCGAAACCGGCCGUCCCAAAAAUGACUUACGAACCCUACCAGUGCUGUCCCACUAAAGUUCAGAGUCCGACCAAAGUAGCGAAGGCCACGCCGACCAAGGUGCCGAAGAAACUCGACAAGCAGCCGCCACAGAAACCCGACAAGCCGCCCAAGGGCAAAAACAAGGCCCUCGCCAAGCCAGACAAACCGACCAAAGGGAAAAAAGGUUUAAUCGAGUCUGACAAUAAUAUUUGGUGGUGGUAAAUUAUGUUAAUGUUAGAAGUAUCUUGCUCUGAUAUCCUCGGAUAUGAGCGCAAGUAGCGGGUGCAAGGCAUCAAGUGGACACGAAUGUUAUCGUUACUGGCCCUCAGAUUCUGAUCCACCUCGCUAAUAGAUUGUCUAACGUUGCAUCUCUGUCAUGGCUAUUAACAUUGCUAGCUUUUGAAUAACCUCGUGUCCCUUGAUCCCUGCUAGCACCUAACAGGGUUGAAUGUCGUAACACGUUGCACAAGGGAGUAUCCCCACCGUCCGUAGCUGUCUGCCUGCCGUGUGGAUACUGCCCACUCUUUACUACAUCCUACCAAAUGUGCUUUACUGUCAAUUCGAGAUCAUGUGCGGACUAAAUAUUGGGAUGUCUAGAGACAUUGUAAGCAGGUGUACAAAUCGUUAUAUUUCAUUGUAAAUUGAUUCCAAUAUUUAGAAAUUAAAUGUUAAUCGAGACGUAACAAUAACUACGCAAGGCAUUUCUCAUUGUAUUUUGCCGUGACAUCUUGAAAGACUUAUAAUGUUGUAAGGAUUUCAUGUUCAUAUAGUUUUCUAGUCUUCAUGGAAUCUCAUUAUUUUGUAAUGCUACAUUUGAUAAAAAUAUUACUUUUAUUACUUAUAGACAUAAAAACUAUAGUUCUUAAUUUUGUAUCAACAUUAAACUAAUGAAUUACUUGAUUAUUAAUUUUCAUAAGCGCAGUGCCGGAUAUCAGUGCAAUAAUUAUACUCAUUUAUCAUUUUGUUCAGUAACCGAUAGGGAUCGGACCGCAUUGGACGUUUCUGUCACGAUCGAUCACUGCCUUGCAUAGGUUGGUAGGCUAUCUGUUAACCAUUGCUUUCGUUGAAGAUAAAUGUUGUGGCUAGAGUCGUCUAAAGCCUUCCGGUCGAACAGUGCUGGCGUUGUAUGACAAUAUGUCGAUAUGUAAGUUGUAUAGUUUGGCAGAAAAUUCGCAUGAAUGUUUAAUUUAUUUAUUUGUUACGUUGAAUUGUUGAGUCGGCGCUGAAACUACUUUUUUGUUAAAUAAAUACAUUUUUUCUAAUAAACCAAAA